UUAUUUAUCAUUAAGAAAUAGGGAGCAUAAAACUAUCAGAAAGCUGCGGCUGCCGCUGCAGAGCUCAGAGAUUACAGAGAUUCAAAGAAGAAUAGGGUUGGGGUAUAGGGUUAGGCCUACGUAGCCGACCCGCCGUCUGAAUAUUGUCGUCCUCAACACAACACUCUCUUCAGUCUUCCCCUUCCCUUAAAAGCUGUUUUGUUUCUCUCUCUCAUUUCAAUCUCUCUCUCUCUCUCUCUCUCUUCUUCCCCUUAUAAUCCCCAUUUCCCCCCUUCCCUCUCUCUGUAUUUCCAUUUUCAAUUUCCCCUGUUUCUCUUCCUUUGAUCACUUUCCUUCAGUUUCCCAUCUUCUUCAUUUUACCUCUCUGUUCUUGGGUUUUUUUCCUUCUUGAUUUACUCUGUUCUCAAUGCCUUCCGACGCCGGCGACCACCGCAAGACCGCCACCAAGCCUUUUGGCUCCGGCGGUAGUGUUUGCCCUCCGCCGGAGCAAGAGCACCUUCCUUGCCCACGUUGUGAUUCCACUAAUACUAAGUUCUGUUACUAUAAUAAUUAUAAUUUCUCUCAGCCAAGACACUUUUGUAAGUCAUGUCGUCGUUAUUGGACUCACGGUGGUACCCUUCGCGAUAUUCCCGUUGGUGGUGGCAGCCGGAAGAAUGCUAAACGUUCUCGUACUUGUAUGCCGGCGUCUGCGGCGGUUGUUUCUUCUUCAUCUGGGUCGUUUACUAACUCUGUUUCUCGCCUGGAUCAUCACUCGCUACCGACGACUCCGGUGCUGGUGCCUCUUGGCGGUGGAGUCGGAGGGGACUUGAAGGUGGGCGGUGGGAAUAUGUGUGGGAGCUUUACGUCGUUGUUGAACACACACGCGCCUGGGUUUUGGAGUUUGGGUGGGUUCGGGCUUGGGCUCGGGUCUGGGUUCGAGGAUGUGGGCUAUGGGGCGGCUAAUUCUAGGGUGGCUUGGCCGUUUCUUGGAUUGGGUGACGGUGGCGCUGCCGUCGGCGGCCACGGCGGAACCCCGAACACGUGGCAGUUUGAGAAUGGAGACGCCGCCGGAUUUGUCGGGGCUGCCGAUUGUUUGUCUUGGCCGGAAUUGGCAAUUUCCACUCCGGGGAAUGGGCUCAAAUGAUAUAUUUUUUAAAAAAAUCUUUUAGUUUUUUUUUUUUUUUUUUUUGGGGUAGUGAGAAAUGUGGGUUAAAAGGUUAAAAUUCUGUGUUGGGGGGGAGUAAAAUCAGAAACUUGAAUUAGGAAGAGAAGUACAACUUUAUUUUUAUUUUUAUUUUCAUUUUCUUUUCCAUUUUCGCGUCUACGAACUUUGUGCUGUGUGAAAUCUUCUUCUUUUUUUUUGUUAUAAAUAUGUUCUGUAAUUUUA
Molecule: messenger RNA, 1366 nt
Organism: Benincasa hispida (wax gourd)
Lineage: Eukaryota; Viridiplantae; Streptophyta; Magnoliopsida; Cucurbitales; Cucurbitaceae
Product: dof zinc finger protein DOF3.4-like
Biological process (GO): regulation of DNA-templated transcription
Molecular function (GO): DNA-binding transcription factor activity; DNA binding
Source: RefSeq, a predicted model, not a curated record